Messenger RNA from Saccharomyces eubayanus, 2340 nucleotides. RefSeq names its product Stb6p (gene STB6). Bases 1 to 2340 code for a protein of 779 amino acids. The record is from RefSeq and is a predicted model, not a curated record. Lineage: Eukaryota; Fungi; Ascomycota; Saccharomycetes; Saccharomycetales; Saccharomycetaceae. Gene Ontology annotation, cellular component: Sin3-type complex. The transcript has a single exon.
AUGCUGGAAACUGAUACAUCGGCUCUAGAACAAGAACGAGUGGAAAUUUCACGCAGAAAAGAAGGCUAUUUAUCGCCAUUAGCUAGCUUCAUUUUUCCAGACUUCAGAGCACUAUUUAAUAUAGGGUUUAAUUCAUAUCCGAACUUGAAUUAUAAGGAGGUAGAUAUCAAUGGAUUUGAAAUUUACAUUGUUGAACAAUGGGCAGCGCAAAGAAAAAUAUCGACUCUGAUUACAUCAUAUACGGGCAAUUUACAGGACACCAUUUCUGCAGUUGAGGUUGUUCUUCCACAAGAUCCUGAAGAAUGGCCCAGUGGUCUGAAGAAAUACUAUGAUGAAUUGCUGAAAUUUUCCCGUCCCAAAAAAACUACGAAAGGGACACUGUUCAUUACAAAUCUCUCUUCUUUUAAGUUUACACUCAGUUUAUUGCACGUAGAAUGUGGUAAUCUCAAAAAAAUCUGGAAAAAUUUUAAGACGAAUUACGAUUUGAAAACGUUGCAUUGUGGUGGGCGUUCGGCUCAGUUGUUGAAAAGGACGCCUAGCGCUUCAAUAGCAAAGUUUGCUCAACUGUAUAAAUUUCCGAAUUCAGCAUUUGCUCAUGAAAUUACUUCCGAUUUCCAACAGGCUCUUCUUCAGAACGAUAAUCGUGACUAUGACGACCUAGAUGACAUAGAAAAUAUCACUGUUAACUACUGCCCAGUCGUGGAAUUGACUACUUUGGUACAAAUAUCUCUUAGCUAUUUUGCAUUGUUCGAAUAUAGGAAGGAGAGGGAUGGCUUAUUAUGUAAUGGAACGAAGCAGUCCCUCGAAAAAUGGUGGCAAAUAUAUGGGAAACGAUAUUUAGGCAUAGACAAACCAAAGAAUGAAACAAUUCUUGGUCCAACUACAGUAGCCUCGUUGCUCAGCCUCGUAUUGACUUGCUACUUUAAAUUAAUGGUGGAAGAUUGCAUGUCGGCGAAAGACCCAUUUGAUGAAGAUGAGUUUUAUUCUGGCCUUUAUGCCUUUCAAAAGAAAUAUGGACUUUCUAAAAAUCAUAGACAAACGUUUUUAGAUGAGCAAACAAUUGAUAAAUUGUUCGAAGUCUCCUCUAAGACCUCCAAUAAAGAUAUUUUUAAAUUCAAAAAAGUUGUGAAAUCAACAGUGCAAGAUAUGACUGGGAAAGGUAAUUUCAUGCAUUUAUCUAAUGAGAUUUUAACAACUGACUUAGAUACUUUAGUAAAGAAUAUACACGGUGGAUCUCUUGGGAUGCUUUGGAAAGGAAAAAGUGCAUCUAGAAAGGAAACAUGUAUGGCUUGGGAAAGAAAGACUUUUUUGAGCUUCAAGUUCAAACGUGGCGAUCCAGCAUUACAACUAGACAAUAAUGAGUUAUUUUAUGGAAAAUUAACACAUGAACCUUUUACAGCAGCUGAUAAAAAGGGAGAUAAUACAAAACAAACCAAAAGAAAUAGUACACAUGAUGUAACCAAUGCUUCGACAUCAUCGCUCUCUAUUUCAUCGAUGUUAUGUAACUAUGAUGAGAAUCGUUAUGCAAGCACUCAUAACAUUAAUAGAGCUUAUAGAAGAGAAUACUUCAGGCGUAAUUCGAUUCCGUUUCUUAGUGAUGGUAUGCAUGAUACAAAAAAAUGUUCCCUUGAUUUCAAUGAAGUAGAAGGACUGUAUCGUUGUAACUCAUAUUCUGAAGUACAAAAUGCAAUAGAAACCUGGAAACUGCCCUUUGAUUCUUCGGUGGUCAAAUUAGCACGAGAUUUAUUAAAGAUACAAAGUUUGUUAUCCGUUCAGCGUCAGCUCGAUGAAAUACGUGAUGGAUACUUGGGGAAGGACUCAGAAAGAUCCUAUCAAGAUAAUUUAAGGUUCAAAGAAAGCCUGAAUAAGUUACAAGAUAUGUGCGAGAAGUGUAAGAAAGGUUCAAACGAGUUCAAUUGGGAAUAUACUAACACGCAAAACAAACAGCAACUCUUAGAGAACGAGAAAAAAAAUAUGAAAUCGCUCUCUUCGAAACUAAAAUAUAAUGUUCGUAUUUUGGAUAGGCGUGUGAGAGAUGUUGAAACCAGUGUUGAUCAUUUUGACGGAAAGUUGGAAGGUGUUAGGAAAAAACUUUUGGAACAAAAUAAAAGUAAACAGAUUUCGAUUGCCUUAGAAAGUCCUUAUGAUAAGCUUGAAUUCGAUAGCUUCAUGGACUCUAUGGUACAGUCUGAACAAACAAAGUAUGAAGGGCUCUGUUUCAAAAUCCUGGAUAAAAAAAGUCUUGGAAAGCUAAAAAAGGAACUUUGGAAAUGGAGUACUUGGACGUUUGAUACCUUCCUAUUUAAAAAUAAAUCCAACAAAGAAAAGGACAUGUUAUAG